This is a messenger RNA of Candoia aspera, 2163 nucleotides long. It is a transcript of the gene CHST11, whose product is annotated as carbohydrate sulfotransferase 11. Gene Ontology annotation, molecular function: sulfotransferase activity. The record is from RefSeq and is a predicted model, not a curated record. Bases 41 to 1354 code for a protein of 437 amino acids. The transcript is spliced from 3 exons. Gene Ontology annotation, cellular component: membrane. Gene Ontology annotation, biological process: proteoglycan biosynthetic process; carbohydrate biosynthetic process. Lineage: Eukaryota; Metazoa; Chordata; Lepidosauria; Squamata; Candoiidae.
UCAAGUGGUAGUCCCCAAGCUAGGACUAGCUCCCAGCCAAAUGAAGUGGCGCUUGCGAGCUGCUGCCCGAGACAUCCUCCAGAGCAGCAGCGGAAGGAGGAGGUCGCCGCCGCCGCCAGCAUCGCGCCAGCCCAGCACCCUGAAGAAGCCGGCCGGUUGCCCAGCGCUCGCUGCCCCCGCGGCCGUGCGCUCCGGCUCCUCCGUCACGCAACUCUUGGGAAAGAGCCUGCGGGGCGAGGGUCGCCUCCUCCCGCCCUCCUCCCCGCCACCUACCUAUUCUCGCCGGGACAAAGCCAUGAAGCAGGCGCUGCUGGAAGUGAUGAGGAUCAAUCGGAUUUGCCGGAUGGUUUUGGUCACUUGCUUGGGAUCCUUCGCCCUCGUCAUCUUCUAUUUCCAAAGUAUGUUACAUCCAGUAAUACGUAGGAAUAGCUUUGGGAUGGACAUCUGCUGCCGAAAAGGAUCGAGAAGCCCGCUACAAGAGCUGUACAAUCCAACCCAGUUGGAAUUAUCCAGCACAGCAAUCCUUCACCAAAUCCGGAGGGAUCAAGUUACAGAGACAUGUCGAGCCAACAGCAUGUCCAGCAGGAAGCGCCGUGUGCUGACACCUAAUGAUCUCAAACAUUUGGUGGUUGAUGAAGAUCAUGAAUUGAUUUAUUGCUAUGUCCCCAAAGUGGCCUGUACCAACUGGAAGAGAGUCAUGAUGGUGUUGACUGGGAGAGGAAAAUACACUGAUCCAAUGGAGAUACCAGCUAAUGAAGCACAUGUCUCAUCAAACUUGAAAACACUCAACCAGUACAGCAUCCCAGAGAUCAACCAUCGCUUGAAAAACUACAUGAAGUUUCUAUUUGUCCGUGAGCCUUUUGAGAGACUGGUGUCAGCCUACAGAAACAAAUUCACACAGAAAUAUAACACCUCCUUUCACAAGAGAUAUGGUACCAAAAUCGUGAAGCGCCAAAGGAAAAAUGCAACACAGGAGGCUCUGCAUAAAGGUGAUGAUGUAAAAUUUGAAGAGUUUGUGGCUUAUCUCAUAGACCCACAAACUCAAAGAGAAGAGCCAUUCAAUGAACACUGGCAAACUGUCUUUUCUCUGUGCCAUCCUUGUCACAUCCAUUAUGACCUCAUAGGGAAGUAUGAGACUCUUGAAGAGGAUUCCAACUACAUCCUUCAACUAGCAGGAGUAGGAAACUAUCUCAAGUUCCCCACCUAUGCAAAGUCUACAAGAACUACUGAUGAAAUGACUACAGAGUUCUUCCAGAACAUCAGUUCAGAGUACCAAACACAGCUGUAUGAAGUCUACAAACUUGAUUUUUUAAUGUUCAAUUAUUCAGUGCCAAGCUACCUGAAACUGGAAUGAAAUGAAAUGAGGAUAGCCUGAGAAAGAAAGAAAGAAAGAAAGAAAGCUGUUUAAUUUAAGAUUUUUAUUUGUCAUAAUUAUGUAUGAAGAAUGGGUUAUUUUGUAAGUUAAUAUUUUUCUCUUUUUUUUAGUAAUGCUGCGAGCAGCAUAGUUGAAAAUUUAUUAUUUAAAUGGUUGGUAAGAAAGGACAGCUCUGCAGGGUAAGAAAAUUGCAGUGACAAUAGCUCUAGAAGUAACAAGUAAGUGCUACACUGUUUUGGGGUGGAAAAUGUUCCUUAUGCCCUGACUUAUUUUUUUAAUUUUAUUUUUUUUGGCAUUCUUAAUAAAUCCAAGCCUUUAGGUUAUUUAUGCUUACAAAAUAGAUUCCUCAUUAGAAGCUGAAAUGCAAUGCUGUGUAAGCAUAAAAGAAAAAAGGAAGAAAAGAAACGUUUCCUGUGUUCUCAUUGCUGGAGUUUUCCUCUGCCAUAAUACUCCUUCAUUAUGGGGGGAUGAAUGUGCUCACCGAAUUGGAAACAUUGCAGUGGGCAGUAAGGCCCAGGGACUAUAAUAGAUUUAUGGAUUUGGGAGCCUUCUGAUUCUCUGAUUUGUAAGACAUGCUUUUCUACAUAAAGAUGCACCUACUUGGUCUCAGAACAUUUAGACCAUUAAAAAGUCAUACAUUUGUGCAUUCCAAAUACCAGGUAAGAGGAGGAAGGAAAUGUUCUGGAAAGUGAUGGCAUGACUCAGUCUCCUGUCCCUUAAAGGAGACAACCAAGCCAGAGACUAUUGAGAAUUAUCUGCCCCUCCUAAUUACCCUUAGAGGGAAUCCU